AUGAGUUUACGACGUCAACCAUCUCGAGCAACAACAAAACCUUCGUUGACACCUUCUAUUUUCACCAAUCCAACGAUUGAUUUAUUUCUACAACAAUUUUCUCAAUUUGUUCGUCGUCAUAUAAUCGAAAAUAAAAGUGAAACUGUUCUCGUUGCUGGUCCACCAUCUUGUGGCAAAACAAAAUUACUCGAACAUAUUUUCACAAAACUUCACAUUGAAGAUCCUUCGCUUACUGAACGCAUACUUAUCUUUCGUCUCAAUGGUUUAAUUCAUUCAAUCGAAACAUCAGCUAUACAAGAAAUUGCAUCUCAACAUAAUAUUCAACGAAAAACUACAAAUGAUUAUCAAAGUGAUAAUCUUCAAAUUCUACUUGAAACCAUCGCAAAUGAGAAAAUUGAUAAAAGAAUUUAUUUUAUUUUUGUACUCGAUCAUUUCGAACAUUUUACAUAUCAAAAGUUAAAUUCUAUUCUUUAUACAUUAUUCGAUGCUGUUUAUUCAGAUAAAAAAAGUUAUUCAAUAUUAACAAUCGCUGUAUCAAAUCGUUCGGAUUGUCUUGAACUACCAGAAAAACGUUUAAAAUCACGUUUUUCACAAAUCUACUAUAUUUUAUCAUCGCCACCGAUUGAAGAAUAUACAAAAUAUAUACUUCAAUCCUACAAAGUAAAAAGAGAUGUUCAAAUACCAAACGAUUUCUUUAGUUCAUUAACAAAUGUUGAACAGAAAAUAAUUCAUUAUUUACGAGAUCCAACUGCUAAUAUGAAUGAAGAUACUCGGCCAGAUCAACAAUUAGAUGGUUGUUUAACCCAUUUAGAACUAUUAUUACUUCUUAUGUCAAAUAAUGUUAUUAAACGUAUAGAGGAAAAAUUACAAAAUAAAAUUAGUGGUGCAAAUGAGAGUGAUGACGAUGACAAUGACGAUGAAGAAAAUCGUUCUGGUAUUAUGACUGACAUAAAAUUUACUUUUGAUCAAGUUUAUCAUGAAUAUGCGAAAUAUGUAUUAAAAAAUCAUAAAUACUUUUAUGAUAAAGCAGUUGUUCGAAAGACAUUUCUUCGAUUAAUUGAACGAGGUUUUAUACGACGUUAUUUUGGUCGAUAUGCUCCGGUGGAUGAACCAUUAAGCGGUGAACAUACCAUGGUGAUGGUGAUUAAUAGUGAUGAAUUAAAACAAUAUGUUGAAUCAAAACCUUUACCUGCAGAAAUAAAACGUUAUGCAAAAUCGAAUACAAUUAUUUAA
This is a messenger RNA of Rotaria socialis, 1233 nucleotides long. NCBI's taxonomy places the organism in Eukaryota, Metazoa, Rotifera, Eurotatoria, Philodinida, Philodinidae. The record is from the annotation of a GenBank genome assembly.